Acinonyx jubatus (cheetah) is the source of this 1523-nucleotide messenger RNA. It is a transcript of the gene RPP21, whose product is annotated as ribonuclease P/MRP subunit p21. NCBI's taxonomy places the organism in Eukaryota, Metazoa, Chordata, Mammalia, Carnivora, Felidae. Gene Ontology annotation, cellular component: nucleolar ribonuclease P complex. The transcript is spliced from 5 exons. Gene Ontology annotation, biological process: tRNA processing. The record is from RefSeq and is a predicted model, not a curated record. Bases 1006 to 1440 code for a protein of 144 amino acids.
UAGGGAACUUUGGGAAAUUAGUCCCAGAGGAAGUUUGGGCCAUUUCUUCUGAGCUGAAGGGCUGGUUCCCUGCCUGGCCUGAUGGGGUUUGAGAAGGGAGAGAGGCCUCAUUCUCUCCUUACUUAAUUCUGCCCUCUCCCUGUCUCAGGGUUCAUUCAUGUUAUGCCCUUCCACCCCACAUUCCUCUACUCUUGACUUCAGGAAAUGCUGGUCAUUAUCUAUGAGACAAAGGUAAACACAGGAUGUCAAACAGAACAAACAGGAGACUGAGGUCAGAGUAAGGGAUGUUAAAUAUAUGCCUUGGGUAGGGGUCUGGGGGAGAGGAGAGUUUCAGAGACAGGAGAUGCUGUCAAAAUUUCUGUGCUCCAGUACCUAAGACUAGGAGUUAGCUAGGAUCACCUACUAUGUGUCUAGCACUGCAUAACACGAAGUGUUUUUUGGGUAAGUGGAAAGGAAUGGGAAUAAGCUGUACUUCCCUCCCUCCACCACCCUCAUGAUCCUUUCCAAUUUCACUCCCACCAGUACCAGUGCUUUUUUUGAAUGUAUAACUUCUGUUUCUUCAGUCUGUAGAUCUUCCAGGCAUCUAUCUACCUUUGGCUUGUGGAGAGUAGGGAAGAAGUUCUAGCAGGUAUAAAUUGCAUAUAACCAUCUCCCCAGCCUAUCUACAUAAAGAGACCAGUAUUCUGUCCUGAAAAUAUUUCCUAGUUUAAGAUAAUCUCCUGUUCCACUAGCCUUUCCUACCUAGUACAGUUGAUCAUGGGCUUGAGGAAGACUAGAAGAAGGCCAAAACUCAGAAAGGCGCCCUGGGCUUGGAUUGCAUGGAUGAGUAUGGGUUUACAAACAGCUGGGUCUUGUGAGGCCACAGGGUGGCGCCAGAGUAAGGAUCUCCCUGAGAGAGGCCCAGGAACUACACUUCCCAGGAAGCCUUGUGCAGGCGCCCGAGACGGAGCUAUCGGAGGGGCAGGACCUGCGGACGCUCGCUUGUGAGGCGCUAGUGCAGCGUCGAUGGCUGGCCCAGUAAAGGACCGAGAGGCCUUCCAGAGGCUAAACUUCCUGUACCAGGCCGCCCACUGUGUCCUUGCGCAGGACCCCAAGAACCAGGCGCUGGCGAGGUUUUACUGCCACACGGAGAGGACCAUCGCAAAGCGGCUGGUCUUGCGGCGGGACCCCUCAGUGAAGAGGACCCUCUGUCGUGGCUGCUCUUCCCUUCUUAUCCCUGGCCUCACCUGCACCCAGCGUCAGAGACGAUGCAGGGGACAGCGCUGGACAGUACAGACCUGCCUAACAUGCCAGCGCAGCCAACGUUUCCUCAAUGAUCCUGAUCAUCUGCUCUGGGGAGACCGGCCUGAGGCCCAGCUGGGGAGCCAUGCAGGUGAGAGAUCCCAAAUCUCCACAACCCCUGCCAAACACAGCCCACCCCAUUCUAGCCCACCUCUGUGAGGAGAAAGUGCAGCAUGAGAGCUCCAGCCACCAGUGAUGGAUUCAUCUUAUCUUCGAAAUAAAUAAAGUAUAUUGGUGUCUCA